AUGACUGGCGCGGUCUGCCCAACUACGGUUGAGAUCACUCAGCGCUACGGAGAGGCUAUUGAUGCAUCUUUGCCGCCACCUGGGGUUCUCUUGACCCUUCCAAACGAGGUUCUCCUUCACAUCCUUGGCUUCUUGGACGUGUCCGACCUCUUAUCCACCUCACGGGCAAAUCACCAGCUUCGGGAGCUGGCGUUGACUCCCAUUCUUCAUGCAAACCGCCUCCGCCACAACAGGGCGAUCCUGCCCCCACUGCUCUCGUCUCCAUCGCGCCCAUCCCGCUCCGAUCUGAUUGCACGGUCCAUCGUGCAAAGCCGAACGUCUGUCGUGUCGCGUCGCCUCAACCGCAAGCUCAUUUCCAUCAGGCUCUCUCGCCGCCUGGCGGCGAGGCCAUCGCCCGAAAGCCUGGUGCAGCGGUGUGUUCUCCUCGCGAAUGCGUGCCGGGACUUUGCACCGUGCACGUAG
Messenger RNA from Parascedosporium putredinis, 462 nucleotides. NCBI's taxonomy places the organism in Eukaryota, Fungi, Ascomycota, Sordariomycetes, Microascales, Microascaceae. The record is from the annotation of a GenBank genome assembly.